GGAGCGAGGACGCAUGCGCGCGCAGAGGCGGGCGGUUUGAAGCGGCGGAUGUGACGUCAGGAGCGUUCGCCUACGGCCGCUGCUGUCUGAGGCGGCUGCGAUGGCGGAUGAGGGGGAGGCAUAAGAAUAUUUAAGAUUUCAGAAGAUGAAAAGAAAAGUGGCCAAAGCUGGAAAAAUGAGACUGAGUCCUAACGAAGAAGCUUUGCUGUUGAAAGAAGAAUACGAGCGAAGAAGAAAACUGAGGCUGCAGCAGGUUAGAGAGCAGGAGAAGAGUAUUGCUUUGCAGAUAAGGCAAGAUGUGAAGCAACGAAGAGACGAGCAGCUGCAUCAGCUGGCAGAAGAACUAAAGGCAGAGUGGUGGCAAGCACAAGCGGAGAAGAUUAAAGCCUUGGAAAAGCUUUAUCUGGCAAGCCUGAACGCUAUAGGGGAAGGGCACAGACAGGCAAAAGAAAAUAAACCUGAUCCUGAGGCUGAAGCAAAGCACAGGGAGAGGAAACAGAGAGCAGAAAGGAGGCAUAAAGAAGCCCUGAGGGAGCAGAGGAGCCAAAAACAGAAACUACUGAAGGAGCAAACCCGGAGGGCGACUGCACGGAAGCAUGCGUUAGAAGUGGAAAAAGAGAGAGCAGCCAAAAUUGCAAGCCUCCCUCCACCUCCCCCCGAUCCUUUUGAAAAUAUAGAGCUGAAGAGCGUGCCUACCAUGAAAGUCUACGGUGGUGACAGUUUUGCAGUUAGUCAUCACCACUUCUUUGAGCCCCACGUGGAUAGAGAAAUGGACAAUGAACAGCCAGACGCUCGGCUGCUCGCCGAAAAGGAAGCCAAACGGCAGGAAGGACUGCAGAGCAAAGAAGAAAGGGAAAAGAGAGAACAGUCGGAGAAAGCUCACCUGAGAGGCAUGCAGGCCUUGAAGAUGGUUCGUCUGGCAAGAGACAGGGAAAAGCUGAUGCAAGAGCUUGAACAGAUGCAGAAUAUGGACCUGGCACAUAGAAGACAGAUAGUUGCCCAGAUGCCACCUCAGCUGUUCGAACCAGGCUACAGACGUGAGGAAAUCAGGGAAGAACGGCAGAGAGAGCUGGAGUGUGCUUUUGAAGACAUGUAUACUGGAGACCGCAAAAUGAGAGGAGACCUCAUCCUGCACCUGGACCCACAGCCUUUGCCGACCUUCUCUAAUCACUCUCAGGACACUGAACUGGACCUUUCCCACGAGCCAGGAGAUUUCCCAUCAGAACAGGGAGAUGCACAGGACACAGAGCCAGCUGUUGAAAUAGAAAAGGCACCCAAGACUCAUGCAAAAUUAGCUUUAAAAAAACUGCUAAGCAAGAUCAGGAACCAAAAAGACCACUGGACGUCAAGAUGCGAGCCAGCAGCUCCAAGUGAUACAGAGACUAUUGAAUCAGGAACGAUUUCUAGUAGAGAGAGAAGAGUAUGUGAAUCCGAACUUGAGGAUGAACCAAACGAUGGCUGGGUCUCUGAAGCUGAGGAGGUUCCAGAAGUAUUGAACCAAACUGUUGUUGCUGGAAAUGCAGUUGUGAGUCACUCGCAAGAGCAACCAAACAACAUUGGAAGGAAAGCAGAAAGACAAAAACAGAUGGAGCAGCUGGAGCACCAAAAACAGCAGCAGCUGGCCUUGCUCCAGCAACUCGAAGAGCAGAGGAUACAGCUGGAGGUUGAUUUGCUGAGGUCUCAAAUGCAGGACCUGGAGGGAGAAGUGAAGAAACAGCCGGGUCAGACCAUUCAGAUGAAUGACAAGGACCUGGCUGUGAACCAGCAGCAGGAAACGGAACUGAAGUUUGAAACUGCCACAGGAAUGGAAAUGACCAGCAGUUCGGGAGAGGACGAUCACAUACGGAUGAUUCGUGACUAUCAACAGCGUCUCCUUGUGCAAAGCAGAAUGCACAAGGAGUCAGUUGAUGAAGCUCGAAAGCGUUUACAAGAGUAUCAGAACAGGUUAAAACAACGAUACCCGUCUGUUUCUGCCACGCUGUUUGGUCCUGCGACCGAAGGGCUCGCUCGCCCGAAUCCUGUCCCGGCACCAUCAUUGCUCUUACAUGGAUCUGAUGCCUCUCAGAAUGCCGGCCGAGCAGGACAUUUGCCAUCAAAGCAUACUUCUGUACAAGAGUUUGCACAACCAGUUGGGUACUCACAGCUUCCUUGGAGGUUGAAAGGGCCCUCAGGCCAGAAGGACACAGAGCAAAGGUUUGAUGUGGGCAGUCAGGAGCACAUCCGAACGACAGAGGCCCAGGUUGAGCAGAGACCUCUUGAGUCAUUCCAAGAUUCUGGUCCGGUCCAAGAGACAGUGGGGAUACCUGUUACACAGGGGUUGGAGUUCCAAGGGAUUCCAGAAGCAUCUAUUCUCAAGACGCAGGAUACUGCUGCUAAAGCACACCCUGCAUGGCAGGUCCAGUUCACUUUGCCCACUGGCGCACCCCUCGGGGCCUCUCAAACUUUCCAUCCUUACAAACCAGGAACUUGUGCCGCUCCAGCAGAAGAUACUCACUUGCCGAGUUUUUUAAAACCUGUGCCAACGGAGAGGGGAGUGACAUUUGACGCUAUUCACCGUCCUCCUGUUCAGCUUCUGCCUUCCUCUACAGCCGGCGAAGCAGGAAGACUCCAGGAAUUAAACAACGGAAGCAGGUCCUUCUCCGGUUAUUCCGAUAUUGUGGAAUUAAGGGACAGGAUGCUGGCUUCCUCCGAGAGCAUCCAAGCUCAGCAGGAGCACUUGAAGGAACUGCAAGACCAGCUGGAUCAGCAAAGAGAGGCUCUUCUUUCUCGGCAGAGGGUGCAGGAGGACUUGCUCAUGCACAAGCACGCUCAGUUGAAAAAACAGAUGGAGCAGCAGCAAGAGGCGUUAAAGGCCUUCCUUCAACAGGCAGGCCAGUCCACAUACGGAGAGGCACAAGACCCUCCCAGAGUCAGUCUGCUGGCGACACGUACUAAAGAAGCAGACUCCGGCAACCGAGGGAAGGCCGAGUGGGGUCCUGCAGGCAGCCCUGCCGAAAAUAAGCUUUUGUUUCCAAGCACCGAUUCAUCCGAGCGGAUUGAGCUAUUUCAAAGCACUCGGGAAAGAGAACCGACGUGGAGGCCCUCAAAACCACCUUUGGCAAAAGUCAAGCUGGGCCUUGAUUUGGAACAGCACGAACUGAGCGCUAUACCAGAGCUCGACACGCCAAGGAGCAGCAGGCUUUCUGGUACAGGUUACAGAGAAUCUCUUACCGGAGACACUUUCUUCACAUCAUGUGCUGGCGAGCUUCAGUCUAGCAGUCACUCAGACGACUCCCUCCACGAAGAACCCGACACAUUAAGAAUGGCAGUGAAUGACAAAGAUCACAGUUUUAGCGAAACUAUCAGGAGCCGCUUAAGCCCAUCCUGGCCUGAGAAGUGGCUGGCAGGUGCAAGUAAUCUGCGUGAUCCAGUUCACUCAGCAGAACAUUUUCUCACGGAUCAACGUUUGCUAAGUUCCACUACUGAUACCGGGAGGCAGCUAGCUCUGUAUCCUGAUUCGUCGCUUGGACCGAAUCACAGGGUCAGUCACGCUGGAGAUUUAACACGUUGCGGCGCAUUGAAAACAAACCUGCUCCCCCUCUUUCCCGAUGAGGAGCUUAAUACAGCAAGGUUCCCUGGUCCGGGCAGGUCAAGUCCACAGACUCGCGUGCAAGAGGCAGCCUGUAGCUAUUUGUCUUCAUCGUCUAUUUCUGUUGGAAGCUUUAUACUCAACGAACAGCCAGACGGAAGCUUUGCCAGCACAGGGUUUCCUUCAGGUCGAGCACAUUCUGGGCACGUUGGCUCUCCUGCGAAAGAGAUGGCGAGCACCACUUGGAACCGUUCGGUUUCUUCACUGUAUAAGAAGGGUGGUGCUUCCGAAUCUCCAGGUUCUCAUUUCCCUUUUGGAGAAAGGCUUCACUCAAGCAGCAGAAUCCAGCAGAUCAUAGAUAAAUAUACAAGAGAUCUGAGCUCGUCUCCACGCAACACAUCUUCUCAUGGUCCAGCAGCUGAGGUUGAUGUUACUAAUAUUGAGAGAAUCUCUCCUGUGGAACUUUUUCAGCCUUUGGAGGCCAGUCCAGACUUUGAUAACUUUUCACCCCUGUCUGAACACUGGCUCACUCAUGACAGCAAGAACCUCAGCAAGAGUUCAGAUUUAUCUGGGAGCCACGAAUUACCACUUUCUAGCUCAGAAGACCGAAGUAUCGGCCUUUCUUUCCUUGCUGAAGGAAAACAAAGCAAUACUCUGCAAACAAAAAAGGCUGAAGAAGAGACAAAGGACCAAAUCAAAGAACUGUCUAGCGUAAAAAUGGACGCUUCAGUGUUUCAACCACGUGCUGAGAACUUUUUCGAACCACUGCUCACAAGCGCCACUUCGUUCGAGCUGAGCCGGAGUGCUGAUGAACCUGCGUACCUCACCGCUGUGUCUGAACAUGCUGCAUUUGAGCAAAUGAGAAAAUCUGUGGAAGAACUAAUGCAUAUUUCCCUGACCGGGUACAACGAAGCACUGGAAGGAGGCGAGGAGGAGGUCAGCCCCCCUUCUACCAUUGAAAACUUCCGUAGCCCAAGUCUGAGUCCAGUCCAAGACUGCAGCUCUUUUUAUCAGCUCAUUCCCAAUUAUGGGCUCCUGGAAAAUGCUCUUGGAACGACACCUUCCGCAAAAGAGGAUGCGGUAUCCAGAGAAGAGAACCGGUAUUUUGUCGAAUUGCCUGUUGCCUCAGCUGACUCAAAACACGAAGGUGGUGAACAAGAAACGAAGGUGAUUAUAAACGAAGACCGAGAAAUGGAUUGCUUCCAGUGUGCUUCGUAUAGUGUGGGAGAACAUAGAUCUCUACCAGCAGAGACGCUGCUGAAUUCGGCUCAAGAAGCAAACUCUGGAGUGUCAAUCGGUCCUGUGCAAAAUUCUGCAGGCCAACAUGGCUCAGUGUCAGAUACAUUUCGGUUCUCAUAUUCGGGAGCUACUCAUGUCAAAAGCCCCAGUUCCUGUUUGCUGCAGAACGUCAUACCCAUCUGGGAGCUGCAGGUGGGCAGAGGCAUCAUGGAGGAGCCUGAAUUGACUCUGAUCAGCUCUACGGACAUCAGCGUUGCAGGCUCAGACUGGGAACCCCUUCAGCAAGCAGACAUCAGAACAGGAGAAACUGAACGCCUGUCACAUAGAAGCCGCCCUGAAGCCGAAACCUGUCCAGGGAGCAGAAGUUUUUUACCUUUAAAGGCAGAAGGGAAUGAUUCCAUUUACGCUCAGCCCGACGACUGUCUUUCACUAACUCCAAGCACCAAGGAGGAUCUGUGUCAGAACCAGCAGGCAAAAACAAUGUUCUCGGAGUUCCCAUCUGCCCCGGGCAGCUUACAAGAAUCGUUUUUCAAACGGAAGAAAAAAUUCAUCGAGGAAUCCUCUAAAAGGCUGGAGAAAGUUAAAAGCAGGCAGCAGCGUUCUGCAAAGCCUCAAGUGAAGGCGCCCCCGCAGAAAACGACAAAACCUCACAAACCAAAAGAGAACUUGCCUCCCUCUGGAGCAGCUGCGAGUCAUUUGAAGAAAGUGGCGGAAGUCAAAGUGUGCUCCGCAGAGGACAGGAGGAAGGCAGGCGUGGAAAUGCACCAGCGCACCUCAAGAUUGUAUAAUAAUCUAGCAGAAGUGAAAAUCCGCAAGGAUGAGAAAGAAAGACGAAUGAUUCACGCCAAAAACCGGGAAAAGGCAAAGGAAUUUCAAAAGAAAACACUGGAAAUACUACGAGCUAAAAAAACAUGUUGAAACGCUCUUCAGAAGGCAUCUUGAAAAUGGAAGUUCAGUAUACGAUAAAAAGAUGAGGUCAACUUCACUUUGCAGUAAUAAUUAUGUACAAUUAAAUGCAAGCUUUUUAUAUUUAUAAUUUAAACCCAAUGCAUAAUGGAGCAACACAGCCAAAUCUGGACAGACUGAUUUGUCUUUAGUUUGCUUCAGUUAUGGGUUUUUAUCCAGACUGUGUAUAUUUUUUAAAAUGCAAAUGCUUUUUAUCUCAGUUUAAUAAAAAUUAACGUUUGAAAGUGGUUCUUCUUGAGUAAACUGGAUUAAAGACACUAGACUCUCAA
Sphaerodactylus townsendi is the source of this 6042-nucleotide messenger RNA. RefSeq names its product centrosomal protein 295 (gene CEP295). Gene Ontology annotation, cellular component: centrosome; cytosol; centriole. Lineage: Eukaryota; Metazoa; Chordata; Lepidosauria; Squamata; Sphaerodactylidae. The record is from RefSeq and is a predicted model, not a curated record. Gene Ontology annotation, biological process: regulation of centriole replication.